AUGCAACGUCGCUCGCAUUGGGUUUCCCUUGUUGGCUCCGCCCAACCGACAACAACAGCAGCAACAACCCGGCAUGAGGGGAAGAAGGAGCAGCAACAGCGGCGGUGUGGCGAUGGGAACGACAGGGAGAAACAGCUUCUGCUGGACGUGGAAUUUGCGGGCGCUAAAGAUGUCUUCGCGUUGCGUCUCUCUGAAGAGCAGUCGGAAGAAAGAAGCGCGUCGUUCCUGCGAAAGCGGAAGAUGUACGUUAGCCAGGGUGUGCAGGUGCAUCGCUGGAACCGCGUGGAGUUCUUCUCCCCAAAUAUCCACACCUUCGCCCUCGCUGUGGCGCAGACGCAACCGCUUUCCAUCGGAUCCUCUUUCACGAGUGCAUUCAACUUGUCCUUUUCCUGUGCGCGGCAAGAGCCAAGCCAGAUCUGCUCCGCGAGGUCCGUGAACAACAACAACAACAAUGUGUCGGCGCCAGUACUCCUGACAGAGAGUUUCUCCUCCAACGCCUCCCGCUCACUGCUGCAAAGCCACUCUCCCGUUGAUGUGCCGCCGCACUUCCCCGAGAGCAGUCUCUACUGCCACUGCCUUGCAUUACCAGCACACCGUAUACAGGAGCUGCAGGGGGCGGCGGAGUCGAGGCUGCUUUCAUCGCCGCUCUCGCUCUUUACCUCCACGCAUGACGUGGUAAAUGUCUUCGAGCGGCACGCUGGCUCCCCCGACGCGCCACCUCUGCAGCAGCCGCAUAUUGGGGCGAACGCGUCGCACCACGCCACCCUCAUCACACCCGCAGCGGCCAACCCCACCACUGACGCGCAGAAGAAAAAUAACAACGCAACGCCCUUUUCAGUGGAGAGUGCGCCAACAGCCACGAUGGCCGUCUCGCCGCACCAAGAUAAUCUGCGCGGGCAGGGGUCAGGUCACAUGGGGCCGCUUAGUGCAAGCAACCACGACCCUGCCUCGCCGCUGGGCCAAGGUUCAACAGCACAAAGAUGGCCGCAGUUCUCAAUGGCGGAGGCCCCAUAUUCAAAGACGGUGGUUGCGAGCAUCAUCACCAGCUGCUUUGAUGUUUCAAUUGAUCCGUUUCAGUGGCGCGAAGCCAAUUUCAACCGUACGACGAUUAGCUACAGCAGCUCAAAGCCCUCAAUUCGCCGGCGAUUCGGUGAGGGUGUCGUGACACGCGUCAUGUACGGUGGGGUGUGCAUCGUCAUGUGCUCUAAUGCAGAAGCGGUGCGGGAGCUGGAGAAGGCACUCCACGUGGCGAAGUGGAGCACGACGAAGACGGCCAAGGCGAUGACCGAGGAUGUAAAAAAGGUCCUCCGUGGAGGUGAUAGCAACCAUAAUAGCAAUAGCAGCGAGCCCAUGUCGCCCAGUGUAUGUAGCCCCUCUGCAAUGUACUGCGUUUUGCAAUGUGUGGGUGGAAUGGACAUCGACAGCGAGUCUGAAUCCGUGCAGCAGGGUAAAACUACGCAUUCGGAUGGGCUGUGCAACUGCACAACACGCACAGCUCUGACGCCAUGGGUCAAUUUAAGAACAAUGACAAGAAUUGCACGCAUGUGGGCCCUGCACUUAGUGAGCAACCCAGAGCUUGCGGAGCCACUUGCUGUCUACGUGCAGAGGUUCGAUGGUAUUCUCCCUGCGCUGCAUUUGGCAGUUGCCGUGGACUAUCAGCUCUAUCAGAUAGUAACAGACUCCGAAGAUGAAGUCGAUGUUGAUGGCGAUGGCGACGCCGGCAUCACUGCGUGUGAGCCCGUUGUGAGUGUGGUGGGGGGCCGCAGGCGCUCAUUUUAUUCAAGAGAAAGGAGCCCUGGUAGCUGGAACGCCAGUUUGAUACGCUUAGAGACUGCAAGCACAGGAACGAACUGCAUGCCCGUUCCAAUGGUGCUGUACACUGGCCGUGCAUUGACGCAAUCCAUCGAAGGCGAUUGGGCGCUGUCCACAACCACACAGGAUAGCUACAUUUUUAACUACUCCGCUGGCUCCGAUGUGAUUGUCGCAGAUAGCGUGGCGGCGUCAGAGAAGCAGGUGAGUCAAUACCCAAGAACAACAACGACGACGACAACAGUGGCGCGGCCAGGUGUUGCUAUGGCGAAAGGUCGUGCAAACCCGAAAUUGAGGGAAAUCAUUUCUACCACCAAGUCAACCAAGUGGCCUGGCAACAAGGUGGCGGUGCGGCGCAAACAAUCUCCCGGCACCGUACCACACUUCGCCAGAAGGACAGUACGGCCGACUGGGGAGGAGCCGAGGACGUGUGACCCACAACAGCAGAAGAAGCAGCAAGAACAGCAUCAACUGCCUCCCCCCAAUGAAGAUGAGACACUCUGGGAGCGUGCCAUGCUGGAGGUGAGGGCGCUGGACACUGAGUUUCAGGACGUCCUAAACAGCUGUCGUGAAGCAGAAGAGGAACUUCAACAGUGUGUAAGCACCCUGCAAAAUCUACAGCGUGCCUUUCUACCCCUUUCGCUGAUGAACUCUAUUGAACCGACCUGUGCAUAUCUACAGACAAUGCUUGAGGAACCAGCGGAGUUGCCGGAGCGGUGCGGACACUUUAAUAGCCCCGAUUGGCUCCCAUGUCUCGCCGCCGUUCUGACAAACCCAAAGAACUCACUCCACUCCAUAGAGAUCUCGUGGGUUUUGACGAUUCCAUCGCUCCCGAAGCUUGGUAUGCUGGCAGGUCUCUUGUUUCACGAGCAUGCCAUGCUCUCACUCCGAAGGCUCUCCAUUCGCCUCGACAAUCUCUGCGGGAGCGCUCAGGAAGACAGUAUUGACUCUCCGAAACUGAACAAGCAAAAGCCGAAACUUGGUUCACGCUUGCGGCGCAAAAAGGAUCUGGGGAAGGAGCGAAAUUUUCCCGACGCGCACCAUGUCAUGAUGGGUGGGUGCACCAACGGUCCGCCCCUGAUUGUAAACGCGUUCCAAAUGAAAGGUAUUCUGCUUGCACUGACAGACGCCGUCGUGCGCAAUGUCCGGGAGUUGCACUUCACGCUGCACCUGAAGGAGUUCCCCCGGGGAGAUGCGGAGGAGGAGGAAGAGGAGGAGUCGCCGAUGUUCCAUCGUUUUUUGCGUGCAGUCGGGAAUCACAAGAGCAGUAGGAGGGUAACUCAACCCCCCGAUAAAAUCAAAGAGUCACUGAAUAAAAAAGACUCCGUUUCGUGGUCAGAUCUACCCGCGCAUGCAGCGGGUGAAAGUGGUGGAUUUGAUGAUGAUUAUGGAGACGAGAUUGAGCAGGCAUGGCACGAUGCAGAGUGCCGGCCGUAUUCCAUCUUACUACGCCACCGCGAGCUGCAGUCACCGUACCGGCCGACGUCAUACUGGAACUCAUCGCACUACGACCUGGCGGAGCAGCCUAGCAACAGCCCCACAGUAGGCACAGCGCCGUGGGUGUACGGGCUGCGCUCGCACCACGUCGAGACGGCGUUGCUCUGCCGGGCACAGGCGCAGAUAUGGGCAAAGGCAGCCCCCAUCUUUGACGCAUUGCAGAGUUCUAUCAUGCUUCCCGGCCAGUCGAGUGAAGGCAGCUGCGGUAGCAACCAAGCAUGUGAGGGCAGCAGAGUCAACAGAAGUGAGAUUGUCCUCCUGCGGUAA
This is a messenger RNA of Trypanosoma grayi, 3573 nucleotides long. RefSeq lists its product as hypothetical. The record is from RefSeq and is a predicted model, not a curated record. The transcript has a single exon. NCBI's taxonomy places the organism in Eukaryota, Euglenozoa, Kinetoplastea, Trypanosomatida, Trypanosomatidae. Bases 1 to 3573 code for a protein of 1190 amino acids.